AUGUGGAAAAUAUCAGCCGUGAUUAUAGCAUGCGUAUCUUUUUUGGUACUUCCCCAAGGAGGAAUAUACCCUAAAACCCCAGGAUUGGAACUACCUACUGCACCUGGACCGUUCUCGGCACUUGGACCCAUCGCAGCACCUGGACCAUUACCAGUACCAGAAACUAUCGCAGCACCUGGACCCAUCCCAACACCUGAAGCGAUCCCAGCACCUGAACCAAUACCAGUACCAGUACCAGAAACUAUAGCAGCACCUGGACCCAUCCCAACCCCUGAAACUGCCUUGCAGCCAUUCCAAGACUCAGAAAGAAUUGUAGCUGGAACCUGCGCUAGAACAAAGAAAGCAGAGUAUGCAGUGUCCCGGGCAUUUCAACGGAGAACAUCACAAGAACGCGAGUAUUUCUGGAUGCUACUUGGUGGUCCCCUGUUCCUCAGCCUGAUCACACUUACUGCGUGUGUGACUGUGUGGUGCCACCUUCGGCGAGUUUCGUACAGGGAACAUGAGAGAACACAGAAACCGGCACAGUCCAAGAUGUCAGUACACCAGUGGGAAUGUGUACAGCUAGAGAUGAGAGACGUGCUGGCGAAAGUGCAAAAAUCGGUAGAACUACGUGCACAGGUCCAGAAGGAGCUUCACACAUCCUCUCUUAUGGUGAAGGAAAGAGACGAAAAACUUGUUCAAUUAAGGAAUGAGUUGGAUAAAAUUACCAUGAUUGUGAAGGCUCAAGGAGAAUGUUGCAAUCAGUUAGUCAGUGAUUCCACCAGGACAGCCGAGAUGGAGGAGGAAGAACAACCUCCCCACAUUCAGGAACCAGCAAUGUCAGUAGACAAUUCCGUUAAAAGUAGAGGAAGAAGACGACGACCACCACGACGACUACGACGAAAAUGA
This is a messenger RNA of Cryptotermes secundus, 888 nucleotides long. RefSeq lists its product as uncharacterized. The record is from RefSeq and is a predicted model, not a curated record. The coding region runs from base 1 to 888 and encodes 295 amino acids. Lineage: Eukaryota; Metazoa; Arthropoda; Insecta; Blattodea; Kalotermitidae. The transcript has a single exon.